CUCAGUGUCUCUCAGUGAGCAGCACACACAACAGACAGAGACAGAUUUCAGACGCGGCACUGACACCAGAUCGGACCUACAACGAUGAAGAUGCCUCAACUUCUCAUCCUCCUCGUGACCAUUUUGGUGCACGCAGCAGUUGGUUUCCCCACUGACAGGAGGGGCCGGGAGAAACAGGCCUCGUGGGACGAUGUGAACGUGGUGGCCCACGGCCUCCUCCAGCUCGGCCUGGGGCUCAAGGAGCACGUGGACAAGGCCAAAGCCCAGAUGAGCGACAUCAACACCAAACUGAAGGCCUUCAACGGCACGGUGGCCGAGCUGGAGAGGAAACAGCGGGAGCAAGAUGAAGCUCUGAAGGCCAGAAGUGCGGGGCUGGAGGAGAGUCAGAAGCUGGCGGAGCUGGCUGAGGAGGUGAAGAAGCAGACAGCGGAUUUAAACUCCAGGAUGGACUGGCUGCAGGGAGCGCUUACAGAGAGGAUGCUGGACAGCAACGACAGCGGUCACUCAGGAGUCCCAGUGAUCCAGUUGCUGCUGGCUCAGAACAAACGCGUGGACCAGCUGGAGGAGAAGCUCAAGCUGCAGCAAGACAAACUGGAGAAGCAGAGUCUGCAACUACAAGCACUGCAGAACAAGAUUUCGCAUAAGAGAGUAAAGGCGCACAGGAGGAAACACGAAGAGAUGGCACUGAGGGGCGAGGCUCAGCAGAUCCACACAGAAUCAGGUUUGACCGGAGACGGUGAUGAUCUCCUCCUACGUAGGCAGCGAGCCAGCAGAGACAGGAGGAGCAGGAGGGAGCAGCUCAAGAAGCAGGCGGCAUCCUUCUCCACGGCCACAGAGCGAGAGAGCAACUCUCUGAACGCCGGUCAUCUAAAAAUGACACCGCCAUCCCCGAACCAUUAAAGCAGAGCGCUAAAGAGAGAAUGACUUUAACUUAAACGCUGAACUACUGAAGGACUGAAACCAGAGUGUUUACACGCACAUCAUUGCUCUGUGCUGAUUCACUGCAGGGUCAGACACAUGGAUGCUAUGCCAUGCUAUAACUCAUUGUCUCAUUGGACAUGUUCAGUCAUAUUGACGAGUGUAACUUUUUUCCCUUUGUAAGGGAUUUAUCCAAUUGUUUUGUUUUGUACUUAAAUAAUGUGCAGUUUCUUAUUUUAUGGAUUUGUACAAAACUUUGAAUAUUUUAUAUGAAGCGGAUGAAAAUAAAACUUUUAAGUUUACCUUA
Molecule: messenger RNA, 1225 nt
Organism: Neolamprologus brichardi
Lineage: Eukaryota; Metazoa; Chordata; Actinopteri; Cichliformes; Cichlidae
Biological process (GO): triglyceride homeostasis; regulation of lipid metabolic process
Source: RefSeq, a predicted model, not a curated record